Meloidogyne enterolobii is the source of this 540-nucleotide messenger RNA. NCBI's taxonomy places the organism in Eukaryota, Metazoa, Nematoda, Chromadorea, Rhabditida, Meloidogynidae. The record is from the annotation of a GenBank genome assembly.
AUGCAAAAUUCAAUUCAAAAUAUUUUUUUAAACAAAGCAUUACCUGUUCGUGAAAGAGCUAUUGACUACACCUUAAAAAGGGCAGAGAAUAUUUUAAAAACUUCUUCAGAUGUUGAUAAACUUCGAGAGAGCACUCAACAACGGCUAAUGGAUUUGUUUAGACAAAUUAAUGAUAUUAAAGCAAUUAUUCUUAAAAGGCAGCAUCAAUAUCGAUUAUUGGAUGAAAAAAUACAAAAGAUUGCCCAAAUUCUUCAACCAAUUAUGUUCACAACUUCAGAAGAUGAAAUUGAAGCUUUAGAUAAAUUACAAUUUAUACAAAAAAGAAUAUUUCAAUGUCGACGCUGUAUACAAACGCUUAAUUCUCGAAUUAACGAGUCUCGACAAAAUUUAUUUGGAUUUGCUAAUAAAGAAGCAACAACAGCAACAACUUCUUUUAAUUCUGAAUUAAUUCCUGCACAAAUAUUUAUUCUUUCUAAAAAUGAGCGCCAAUGCAACAAAUUACGUGAACAAAUUAUGUUUUUAGAAAAUAAAAUUGGUUAA